AUGCUGUCCAUACUAUCGUUACCGCAAUAUAUUUGCCAAUUUGUGGGUCUAAUUGUGUUGAACCCGUUUAAUGAGUCGGUGCCCCUCAAGUGCGACCCCCUGUCCGCCCCUUUCAUAUGCUUCCGAGUGGUCACACGAGGAGACUAUAGGCGUUUGGUUGCGGAUAAUGUCAAACGACACGUGAAAGUGUGUGAAAAGGUUGGUCUCAAAAACUUUGUGGUCGAAGUGGUGACCGAAAAGCCUUUGGAGUUAGACACCGGUGACCGCAGAAUCCGGGAAAUUAUUUUACCCAUUGAGUAUCAGCCAAAGAACGGGGCUAUUUUUAAAGCAAGAGCGUUGCAGUACCGGUUGGACACCAACGAGUUGGCCGACAACGACUGGAUCGUACACUUGGACGAGGAGACAGUGAUGACCGGUCGGUCGGUUAGAGGUGUCGUCAACUUUGUGGCCGACGGGCGACACGACUUCGGACAGGGACUCAUCACAUACGCCGACCAACGGGUGGUCAACGCGUGGACAACGCUUAUGGACUCCCAACGAGUGGCCGACGAUUUGGGUAAAAUACGCUUUCAGUUUAAGUAUUUUAAGAAACCUGUGUUCAGUUGGAAAGGCUCGUAUUUUGUGUGUCGAGUGAAGGCUGAGCUGAGCGUCGGGUUUGAUCACGGAUUGGACGGAUCGAUAGCCGAGGACUGCUAUUUCGCGAUGAGAGCGCUGUCGUGUGGGCACAGGUUUGGCUGGAUUGAGGGCCCGAUGCGGGAGGAGUCGCCG
Messenger RNA from Medioppia subpectinata, 768 nucleotides. NCBI's taxonomy places the organism in Eukaryota, Metazoa, Arthropoda, Arachnida, Sarcoptiformes, Oppiidae. The record is from the annotation of a GenBank genome assembly.